CGGGUUGUUGUUUUUUUUUGUGUUUUUUUUUUUUUUUUAAGGCUCCUUCAGGUAGUAAGCGGUGCAUGGACUGGCUUUUUUUUCUCCCUUGUUUACAGCUACAGAAGGCAAAAGAGCCAUAAAUCUUGGGGCAGCCCACAGAGACAAGUACAUUUGUAUGCAUCGUUAGAAGCAGCUAAUACCUCAGCCCAUUAGCAAAGCACGGCGAGCCGGAGUUUCCGGUGUACAUUAACUUACAGUUAAAUUCUGGAGGAAAGGGCACCGCGAAUUAACAUAAACCAGAUCCAUCAUAUUGUUUGUCAUCUCCGAGCAGCCAAGCGGGGCGCACGGGAGAAGGGGACGCGGGUGGGGGCAACUUUCCUCGUGGCUGGGGCCGAGCUGGGUGCUGGUUCCUUGGGUUUUAUUUUAGUUUUUUGGCCCCAAAAGCAGGGGGGAUGCUGAGAAGGGAAGGGUUGAUUUUUGGGAAGGGGGGAAUUUGGGUGUGGAAAGGAGCGAAACCAUCCUUGGCGUGUGCGCAGGGACACGCGUGUGCACGGACACGCGUGGACACGGACACGUGUGAGCACGGACACGCGUGUCCCAAAUAGCCACGGGGCUCGCCCAGGGCCCAUCUGUAUGCCGUGCACCACUCCCGGGGAUUUCUUAAUAGGCUUUUUAUAUAUUUUUCUCUCGCCCAUUUUCUUUCUCCCAUUAGCGGAUCGAUGGCCCCUCCGCAAAAGAGACCUCUCCUCCAGAUCCAUUACGCCAGCUAUUUCCUUUCGCUAAUCAAUGCUUUUUUCUCCUCCAUCUCCCCUUCCACCCCUUUCCUUCCUCCCACCCCCCCACCUCCUCCUCUCCAAGCUACACCCCCCCCCCUUCCCACCCCAGCACCCCAAAAAAUCCCCAACCCCACCCCACUGAGGGGCUCAGAGGCUUCAUAAUUCACCCUGGGAAGAGAUUCAUCCCCCUCCCUCCUCUUCCUCUCACCUCACCCAGAUAAUUUGAACUUUUGCUAUCGGUAUAUUAUUAUUUUUUUUUUUUUUUGCAUUCCCCCCCCCCUUCCUUUCCUCCUUCCUUCGCCCGCGAAAGCGUUAAAGGUAGGAGCCCGGCACCCGCAUCCAACAGCAGGCUUUUGUAGGGCUGAUUUAUGGCUUCAAUCUUGGUUCACCCAGAGUUCACGGGGAUUUGCUGUUCCUGAGGGCUAAAAGAUGGUCUCACUUGACAAGUGUGACUAUUGGAAAUGCCUCUCUCGCUCGCUCGCUCUCUCAACUGCUGCGUUUCGAGAGUGUAAAAGGCUUUCUAAUUGAGAAUGAGACUCGGGGGCUGCGCCCCCCCCCUCAUCCCCAUUGCUUUGCUCUUCAAGCGCAGCCCGGAUGGGGGGUCCUGGCUCCGCGCAGGUACCGAUGGUAGGAGAUGGGGUGCAAAAAUCCCCCCAAAUCCCCCCCAAAUAAUGGCUUUGGGCAAGGGCGACAUCCCCCCAGCCCUAUUUUCCAAGGGAAUUCCAAAUAAACCUACCCCCCAGCCCCGAAUUCCUUCCGAGCCCCCGCCACCGUGGGUUUUAAACAAGUAAAAUAGUUUAUGGAAGGCAUCGAGGUCUUAAACUCCCGCAGAAGCAUCAACCAUAAAUUACUCGACGUGACUCGCUUCCCAAUGCGUCUCCCACUGCUCGGGGCCAGAUCCUGACGCCGUUUCCCCCCCCCUUACAUUCCCCUGGAGCCCCCUUACAUCCUCCCCCAGCCUCUUCUCCCCCCCCCCUCAACCCGGCCUCAUCCUCCUGCAUCAGCCAAAAUUUUGUGGUUCUUUUUUUUUUUAUUUAUUUUUAUUUUUUCGGCGCCGUAAACGGGUUUGUGCAGCGAGCCCCCGCCCGCGCUGGGCUGUAGGAUAACCCUUGUGGGAAUGUUAAUCAGAUGCAAAUUCGAGCCGCAGCUAAUCGCUUUCUGGGCCAGCGCACGCGCGUGUGCAUGCGUGUGCGCACACCCAUGUGUGUGUGUGUGUGUGUGCGCACGUCUAAUUUAUGCUCCGAGCUAACGAAGCGGGCUCGGUGCCAAGCGGCGUGCAGGUGCGCGGCCACCUCGUUGGGUCCCCCCCCCUUUAUCCUGGGCAGGAUGUAGCCCCCCCCAUUGCUGCCUGGGUCUGGUGGUUGGCACCCAGUGCAACAGCUGGGUCCCCGUGCGUGUUGUCCCCUCCAUAUGUGUGUGCUGCCUCUAUAUGUGCCUCCACGUGUAUGUACCCCUAUACGUGCCUCUAUAUAUAUGUGUGCCCCCCUCUAUAUGUGCCUCCGUACGCAUGUGCCUCUCUCUGUGCCUCUAUCUGCACGUGCCUCUAUACAUACAUGGCCCUCUAUGCAUGUGCCUCUACAUGUGUGUGCCUCCAUGUAUACGUGCCUCCAUAUAUAUGCGCCUCUAUAUGUACGUGCCUCUCUCUAUACGUGUCUUUCUCUUCUAUAAGUGCCUCCGUAUGCAUACGCCUCCAUGUGUAUGUCUCUCUCUGUGUCUGUGUGUGUGCCUUUUUUUUCUAUAUGUGCCUUCGUAUGUAUGUCUCUCUCUGUAUAUGUGCCUUUUUCUUCUAUAUGUGUCUCCAUAUGUACGAGUCUAUCUCUAUAUGUGCCUUUUUCUUCUAUAUGUGCCUCCAUAUGUACGUCUCUCUCUGUGUGUGCCUUUUUCUUCUAUAUGUGCCUCUAUAUGUACGUCUCUCUCUCUAUAUGUGCCUUUUUCUUCUCUACGUGCCUCCACAUCUACGUGCCUCUCUCUACAUGUGCCUUUCUCUUCUAUAUGUGCCUCCAUACGUAUGUGCCUCUCUCUAUAUGUGCCUUUUUCUUCUAUAUGUGCCUCCGUAUGUACGUCUCUCUCUGUGUGCCUCUCUUCUAUACGUGCCUUCAUAUAUACACACCUCUAUGUGUGCCUUUUUCUUCUAUAUGUGCCUCUAUAUGAACAUCUCUCUCUAUAUAUGUGCCUUUCUCUUCUAUAUGUGCCUUUUUCUUCUAUAUGUGCCUCUAUAUGUACGUCUCUCUCUAUAUAUGUGCCUUUCUCUUCUAUAUGUGCCUCCAUACGUACGUGCCUCUAUAUACACAUGACCCUCUAUAUACGUGCCUCCAUAUCUACGCGUCUCUCUCUAUAUGUGCCUGCCCCUAUACGUGCCUCCAUACGUCUCUACGCCUAUAGAGCUGCGUGUGCUGCUCCUGUGAGCUGUGGGGGGGGGUGUGGGGUGUGAUUUCUGGGGAUGGAGCCACAGAUUUGGGGGGGGGGUCCGUAUGUCCCCGUUUCCGGAUGUCUGUAAUUCUGUAGGGCCCUGUUUUUAUACUUUUUCUAUAUAUUUUCUCCAUGUUUUAAUAUUUUUUCUGUUUUCCUUACCCUCCUUGUGGGCCGUAUGGAUGUGCAGCCGCAGAGGGGGCUGGGUUGGGCCCCCCAGGCAGUGUCACCCAUCAGGGAUGGGGCUCAGGGGGAUGUCACCCUGCCGAGGGUGCUGCUCGGGUGGGCUCACCUAUGGGUGUGAAGGAGGGUGGGGGUCCCCUUGUUCACCCCCUGAGCCCACCCAGGGCCCCCCAGCUCAGACCCCAUGGUCACCCAUCCCCUCCCAUCCCCUCCCCAUACCUCCCAUCACUCAGCAUCUCCUGUAGGUCUCCUAUAGGCCUCCUAUAGCUUUUCUCUCUGCAUUUCGGCAACAUUUGGGAUAUGUCUUUGAGGUCCUGGAAGGCUCCUGCUCCUAGGGACCCCAGACCCUAAAGCACCCACAGCCCCGGGGCACGGCGAUGCUGCCUUGCGCCCCAUCCUCAGCACACUCCCCAUCCCCACAGCUCCCCCAGCAUCACCACCAAAAUGCCCGGCUCCCCCUGCGACGCCUCCCGUGGUUUCUUAAUCUCCCUUAAUUUCCUUAAAACAACGCUCGCCUGGGCUGGAGGCGAGCUUUAAUCCCGGCUCCGAGCCCUGGGCAUAACUCCUGCAUCUCAAUUCGUGAGGUGGCAGGCAUUAUAUUUUGCUGUCACUUUGGUUAGCUGCGUAUUAAAGAAGGCACGGUGGGACGGCGAGAUGGAUGGGGAGAGGUGGCAAUAAAGAAAGAAAGGAGGAAGGAAAAGCAGGAGGGAGAGGAAGAGCAGCCCCAGGUCUGGGGGGGGGCUCAGCAUCCCAACCCAUCUUUGGUGCGCUCUGGUGCUUUUCCCCCAAAAUAAGGGGUUUAAAUCAGCUGGGGAGCCCCCAGGGUUGCUCAGCCCCAGCCCCAGAGAUUUGAUGGCGUGUCCUGUGCCUGGGGGGGAGCUGGCGAGGGUCUGCCUGGGGGGAGGCCUCCUGCUACGGGAACGGGGCUGGGAAAAUUGCAGUGGCCCUAUUAUGUCAUUUAAGGGAACCCCAUCGCUGUGCACCCACCAGCAUCGCGAUUUUGGCAGGUUCAAGCUGGGCGAGACGUGGCCACGGGCAGCAGCGCCGGCUUCCCACCUUGCUCCAUCCCUUUUGGGGACAGGAAUUGGGGCAGGUUUGGGGGCAGCUCUGCAGUGCUACCCCCCCUGCCCACCUCCAUCCCCCCCCCUGGAUGCAGCUAUUCGGAAAGAGAAGCCAAAAUCUGGCAUCGGCACCGUGCUGGAGCAAAAGGGAGAGAAACGAGCAGGUUUGGGAUGCUUUGCAAAAAUCGCCUGUGGGUCCCAAAUUUUUUUUUUAUUCUUUUUUUUUUUUUCUUUUUUCUGUCUUUGGAGGGUGGGGGCCCCUUGCAGCAGCCCCCCCCCAAAGCCGUGUUGUGCUGCACCCACUCCGCCGGCGCCUCCCCUCUUCCUCCCCGUGGGUUAUUGUUUCCUAAGCAAAUAGAGAUGUAAAUAUACGGCAGCUCCCAGGCGGCUUUGACCUGGCAGCACGUUGCAAUUCUCGCUGCCAUUUACACGUCCUCGUCGCACUUAUUUAUUUUUAUUAAAAUAGUUUAAAAAAAAAAAAAAAAAGAAUCAACCAAAAAAAAAAAAAAACAACAAAAAAACGAACAACAACAACAAAAAAUCCCACCCCAAACAAACAAAAGAACCAACAAGCCAAGGAGGAGAGGAACCUCUGGCUCUCCAAGCUGCUGGGAAUAAAGUGUAUUUUCUUUUUUUCCAGGAGGCUCUCUGGGCUGCUUUCUCGGCGAACACUGCUCUCUUGUUCUUAGAAUCACUUUGCCAUCUUGUGGCUCUCGGGAAGGAGGGGCCUCACCCUGCGCUCACCCCCAUUAAUCACCCGGACAGCCCUCGCUUGGCGAGGCCUCUCACCCUUUUCAUCUCCCGGAGAUGAGCAUUCAUCUCCCGUGCGUGUCGGAGUACGGAUGAGGGCUAAAUGCUACCAGACGUGUGUGCACAUGCCCUGGCGUGGUGCAGAGGUGUGUUUUCCCUUAUGCAGGUGCUUUCCUAAUUCGGGAGCACACCCAUGCGUAUAUUUAGGGUGGCUCUGUGCAAGGGACAGAUCUGCAUCCCUCCUGCUUGCCAAAGCCAAAACCCCAGCCGGGGGGGUGGGGGGGGGACGAGCACCCUGCUUGCUGCCGUGAAAUGCCGGCACCCCGGAGGAGCCGGGAGCUCGCCGGCUGCUCGAGCGCGCCCGGAAAAUGGCUGCUGUAAGCGAAUUACAACUCCAUUCCGGGAAUUAAAUCACAACUCGGCGCUAACUCAAUUGCACCUCGUACGGCGGAAAGGUCAAGCGGGACUCGCGCUCGCGGCGUUCCAGUAAUGAGAGCUUCCAGGCAGCCUCGCCCCGCGCUAACGAGACGAGUGGGGCCGCCCCAGCUCCUUCCCCUCCUGGGCUUCUUCCCGCAGCCCUCAGGAGGGUGCAGGAGGCCCCUUGCACACCCUUGCACGCUUGAGGUGAAGGGCAGGUGGCUUUGCGCAGGCGUGCAACGUGCGGCUUUGCACGGAUUUAAUGCAGCAGUGAAUUUGCAGCCAAAAAGGUGGGAGCAGGCUGGGGUGAUAGAUACAUUUUGGUGCAAAGCAUCGCCCUGGUUCACCACGCUGGGCACAACCAGGAGCGGAUUUCUCGUGAUGCAGAGCGCAGGAGCCCGGUGGGAGCCGGGGCGGGCAGCGUGGUUUGGCCUCGUUGCUACACCAGGGCGCAUGGCCCAGCCGUUUGCCUUCAUCAUUAUUAGAUUGGAAAUGCCCCAGGGGACCGGCUGCCCCCAGCACGCUGGAAAUCCCCAGCUGGAAACCCGCUCACCCCCGCUCCAGCCACGGGUGCAUGGAGCAAGAGACGCUGCCUUGAACGCUCCGCGGCGCGCCAGCAGCCCUCUCCCAGCGCCGCGCGAGAACAAUGGACAAUAAAUAAAUAAACACCCGCUUUUUUUUUUCUUUCUUUCUUUCUUUUUUUUUUUUUUAACCCGAAAUCCUCCCCGUGCAUUAGCAUGCAAGGCGCUCGGUGCCGCUGCGUGACCUUUCUUUGCACCGGCUUCUGGGGAGGAGCGCGGCGCGGCGGCGGGCUGCGAGCGGAGGGGAUUGCGAUGCAGAUUCUAAUUUUGCGAUUACUGUCACAAAGCCAUUUGUCACCCGCCCCGGGGAGACUCCGCGGACGUCAGCCCUCUGAUGCUUCUUAUUGCUGGCCUAAUCUUUACAGAUUGAAUUAAGAUUGGGGGACUUUAUCAGCGGAUGGCGCUGGGUGAAGGGUUAGGCGCGGAUUUCAUUUGUUGGGCAAUGGGAGGACUGGAGGCCUCCACCCCACCGAGCCGAAAAGGGAAAACCGACCCCAAAACCAACACCACCGACACCACCAAAACCCACCUAUUACCGUGUAAUCAAAUCGCCUUUGAGACGCUUUUCGGAAUAAAGCAAGAUGGAUGUUGCGUCCGUCCCCCCGUCUGCAGAGCAGAGGCGAUCGCCCUCCAUCCAGAUAUUAAUUCUCCUAUUAAAUUAAAUAACGCGAA
Messenger RNA from Anas platyrhynchos (mallard), 6831 nucleotides. Lineage: Eukaryota; Metazoa; Chordata; Aves; Anseriformes; Anatidae. The record is from RefSeq and is a predicted model, not a curated record.